AUGUCUUUCAACGAUUGGUUAUCAUCUUCUUCCAUAUCUCGUCAACCAUUAUCUACAACAACAAAUUUUAAUAAUAAUGUAAAACAACAACAUCAUCAUUAUCAUUAUCAUUAUUAUUAUCAUUAUGCACCUAUGAUAACAUCUAUUGCUCAUCCAUUAUAUAAUCAUUGUCAACAAUAUGAUUCUUCAAAUACUUCAUUUUCUAUUGUACCAUCAAUGUCUAUGAUUAAUCAUGAAGUAUCAUUGAAAUAUAAAGAAAAUUUUCAUCGAAAUUCAACACUUAAAUUACAUCGUUGUGUUUCUUUAUUUUUACAUUUAAUUGGUAUUUAUUUAUAUGAAAAACAAAAAUUCAAUAAUUCAUCAAUAACUGAUUUUCUUCAAUAUGAUAAACAUUUUCGACAUGCUGAUAAAUAUCUAUUAGCAAUGACAUUAAUCUAUUUUUGUCGAGCAAAAUUACGUGAACAUUAUUAUACAAAAGAUUUAUUUUAUUUAGCAUUAUGGUUAGCACAUGAUUCUGUUGAAGAAGAUCUUACAGCUAAAUAUGGCUUAUUACCAUGGGCACUUCAAACAAAUGAUGGUCGUCCAUCAGUUGAUUUAAAAAAUGAUUUUAAAAGAUUUUUAUCGAAAAAAAAUGAUCUUUGGACUCGUAUGAGCUUUCGAGCUCGAGUUAAACAAGAUGAAUGUGAUGAAAUUAUGCUUAUACAACCAAAUCAUUGGAUUUGGCAAAGAGAACGAUCAACUGAUUAUAAUAAAAAAAUGGCUUUAUUAAAUCGAAAACAAAAAAAUGAUACAUUAAAUACAGAAAAUAGUUGUUCAUCAUCUUUAUCAAUAUCACCUAUUGAAAAUACAAAUUCAGUGAAUAAUCAUAAUGGACAAUCUGUUCCACUCAAUGUAUCUAUGGAUGAUGAAGAUUGUUGA
Molecule: messenger RNA, 918 nt
Organism: Rotaria sordida
Lineage: Eukaryota; Metazoa; Rotifera; Eurotatoria; Philodinida; Philodinidae
Source: the annotation of a GenBank genome assembly